AUGCAAAGACUUCCGGUGGAGUUCACCAAAUCACUUCCGGCGCCACGUCCCAUCCGACACCCCCAGCCGGCGCACACACCAAACUUUCUUGUGCGCCCGCCGCCCACCGGUUUCCACCUGAGCGCGGCCACGUCAUCAGCAACCGGGGGAUAUCACUCACUUCCGGUGUUUUCCUUACCACCGGGAACCAGCUUGACGCCCAGCGGACCGAUUCCGGCACCUGUUCUUCCAUACCCAGGUAUGCCCUUCCCGCCCUUUGCGCUGGAAUCCUCAGCGCACGAACUUCAACAGCUAAACUUCCUUCAGUCUAUUAAUCGCGCGCAACAUGCGACUAGCGUGCAAGAAAACUCCAAAAUAAAAACCCCCAUCAACCGGAACUACCUGGAGCUCGCGAUGCUCGUCUGUAACACAUUUCGCGGGAAGCUCUUCCCGUGUCCGCACUGCCGUUACGUCACGGACCGACGCAACAAUCUGAAACGCCACAUUUCUACCAUGCAUCAGACGUGUGACAAGCUCCUCGAGUGCUGCGGGGUCAGCUUCAGUACCAAGGCGUCACUUCGAGAACACAUCAUGAUAUUCCACCAUAACGGGUACUCGUGUCCCUACUGCGGGCGCCGGUUUUGCCGAAAAGCGUUGCUGAAGAGACACUUGUCCGUUCAUAGCGGGCAGAAAGAUUACAUUUGUCCGAGUUGCGACUAUGCGACCAGCCAUAAAAGCAACCUGGAACGCCACAAACGUAUUCACGAACGCUUGAAACUUGGCGAAGACGGGACGCUGUUCGACUGCGGUGAUUUCACGAGUCACGCGCUCUCACAGAGUCCGGACACGACCGGUAACUCUUGUCUAGAUUCGGAAGCAAAGGGAGACAAUUACGUCGACAUUGAUUCGUCAGACGACAGUUCCGACAUCGACGUUACGGAAGAGUCGUUGCUGGACAACGAAAAAUUACGAAGCUAUCCGAUUUAUGUACCAAACGUAAGACGUGAGCUUAUUGGUCCGAAAUGUUCAUCGAAUAACUCGACCAAAAACGAUACAUUUGAGUGUGAUACAACUAAGCGCCAAAUGUACAAACUGGAAUCGGAUGAACAUGUUGUUAAGAACGAAAUUCCCUUGAAUGACAGGGCCACGUUCUAUCAGAUGUCGCAACACAUAGCUCUGGAUUUUUCUAAGACCAUGCCAUCAAAUCAUAGCGCCGCGUCUUCUACGGCGAGUGUUUCCCAACAGAAAACCUCCUGUGUGAUAGGACCAAAUAGUAUAUUAGAUGACAAUGUAGGGAAGAAACAUUGAUAAUACCCGACAGAAUAUUUACGUGUACAUGAUAGACUUAAACAUAUGUUUGGUAAGUGUGGCUCAACAUAAAACCACUAGGACCAAAUAGUAUUUUAGAAGACAAUGCUGGGAAGGAUCGUUCAUAAAAACCGACCUUAUGUUCACGUGUACAUGAUGGGCGUCAAAAUAUGUUUGAGUUAGUUUACUCAACCUACUAUACAAAUGCCGGGACAAUAUUACAACUUAGUGCAAGUGGAAUGGGGGUUUAAUGCAUGUGCGUAACGUGUCGUCCCAGAUUAGCCUGUCAGUCCGCACAGGCUAAUCAGGGCCGACACUUUCCGCCUUAACUGGAUUUUUGCGAAGAAGAAGAUACUUUCUUUAAAAGAAAAAUAACAUAAAAGCGGAAAGUAUCGCCCAUGAUUAUCCUGUGCGGACUGCCCAUGCAUUUAUCCCCCUUUGGUUAAAGUUUUGUUUACUAUUUCUUUUGUUUAAAUGCAUCAUUUCGAAACAGUGCAGAUAUCAGAUUUGUCAAGUAAAUAAUUUUCUUUUAAAAAGAAAACAUCCAUAUACUUACCGGUAACCACAAUGGUGGGCCGUGUCAACUGUAACAAACAUAUUUUACGCUUUACUAACCCUACCUGACAGAAAUUUUUACCUCAUGUUGUAGCAGAUGAAUCACGUAUGAUUGUUUCUUGUACGUGUGUUGUUUAUUUAAUGAAUACAAAUAUUUAUUGUCAAAUCAUUAUUUUACCACAUUAUUCCCAGUGGCAAUGUAAACAACUUU
This is a messenger RNA of Dreissena polymorpha, 2053 nucleotides long. Its product is annotated as replication initiator 1-like. NCBI's taxonomy places the organism in Eukaryota, Metazoa, Mollusca, Bivalvia, Myida, Dreissenidae. Gene Ontology annotation, biological process: regulation of transcription by RNA polymerase II. The record is from RefSeq and is a predicted model, not a curated record. Gene Ontology annotation, molecular function: sequence-specific DNA binding; DNA-binding transcription factor activity, RNA polymerase II-specific. The coding region runs from base 1 to 1287 and encodes 428 amino acids. Gene Ontology annotation, cellular component: nucleus. The transcript has a single exon.